Haplochromis burtoni (Burton's mouthbrooder) is the source of this 538-nucleotide messenger RNA. RefSeq names its product ATP-binding cassette sub-family C member 12-like. Gene Ontology annotation, biological process: transmembrane transport. Gene Ontology annotation, cellular component: membrane. The record is from RefSeq and is a predicted model, not a curated record. Gene Ontology annotation, molecular function: ABC-type transporter activity; ATP hydrolysis activity; ATP binding. NCBI's taxonomy places the organism in Eukaryota, Metazoa, Chordata, Actinopteri, Cichliformes, Cichlidae.
GAUGUAGCAAGCGAAAAACUGUUUCUGACUCCUCAAAUUCUGCUUAUUUCUAGUUUUAGGAAAUGAUAUUUAAUCAUUCGUUUAUGUAUACAAUGACUUUGUCUGACUUCACUAACUUUUCUUUUUUUUUAUUAAUUUAUGUUUUUAUUUCCAAGUCAUCCAGUAACACAACUGCAGUCCAGGGAGAAAUCUCUCAAAAUCCACACCUUCACUUCUACCAGGUUAUUUAUGCUGCAACAGUGGUUGUCAUUGUUGUACUUUCCAUUGUGAAAUCCAUAAUCUACACUUAUUUCACCUUGAAGGCCUCCUGCAAAUUCCAUGACAUGCUGUUCAAAAAGAUUAUUGAUAGUCCAAUGAGUUUCUUUGACACAACUCCAACGGGCCGACUUCUAAAUACUGGUGACUGCCAGUGGUGCCACUUCUCUAAAGAUCAAGACGUGCUACAACAGCCUCAGCUGUGGCCUUCACAGACGGGGGCAGGACAACGAGGGAGAACCUCAUGCAGUUGAAGAUGCCAAUUGUGGUAAAAGCCUAGUAA